Messenger RNA from Vicugna pacos (alpaca), 4812 nucleotides. It is a transcript of the gene ZNF770, whose product is annotated as zinc finger protein 770. Gene Ontology annotation, biological process: regulation of transcription by RNA polymerase II. NCBI's taxonomy places the organism in Eukaryota, Metazoa, Chordata, Mammalia, Artiodactyla, Camelidae. The record is from RefSeq and is a predicted model, not a curated record. Gene Ontology annotation, cellular component: nucleus. Gene Ontology annotation, molecular function: DNA-binding transcription factor activity, RNA polymerase II-specific; RNA polymerase II transcription regulatory region sequence-specific DNA binding.
CCGCGACGCUCCCGAGCUCCGCGCCUGCGCACUCAGCCCGUCGCCGCGCCGGCCCCGAGGACGUGCGCACGCUGCCUUCGCGGUUCUUGGGCUCUGAGAUGCGCGGUUACCGGGCCUGUACCAGCUCCAGGUCCAUAACGAGGCAGAAGCCUUUUGUUUGUCCUCUGCUGGCAGAUGAUUGUGUGCAUUGCUUCCACCUAACCCUCACCUGGUGGUGUUUCGUUUAAUGGACCACUGCGGAACUAGUAAUUUUUUGCCUCUUGCUUGCACUGUUAGGAGUAAACAUCUGUGGAGUUUAAGAACACUAUGGAGCUCACCAGAAUAUAUCACUGAAGAAUAUGAUGGCUGAAAACAAUUUUAAAAUGCUAAAGAUUCAACAGUGUGUAGUAGCCAACAAACUACCUAGAAACAGGCCGUAUAUUUGCAAUAUUUGCUUCAAGCAUUUCGAAACACCAUCAAAAUUAGCUAGGCAUUAUCUCAUUCAUACUGGUCAAAAGCCAUUUGAAUGUGAUGUGUGUCAUAAAACAUUUAGGCAACUAGUUCACCUGGAGAGACAUCAACUAACUCAUAAUCUGCCCUUUAAAUGUAGUAUUUGUCAACGCCACUUUAAGAAUCUGAAGACAUUUGUGAAGCACCAACAGCUUCACAAUGAAACUUACCAGAAUGAUGUGAAACAGGUCAGAAGAUUGUUGGAGGCCAAGCAAGAAAAACCAGCGCAUGGAAUGUAUCAGACUCUUACCACAGAGGAGAGAUGGGCAUUACACCCAUGCUCCAAGUCUGAUCCUACCUACAGCCCUACAAAGAAAAAAAAGAACAUUCACGCAUGUACAAUCUGUGGCAAGAUGUUUCCAUCACAAUCAAAACUUGAUAGGCAUGCACUUAUUCAUACUGGUCAGAGGCCUUUUAAAUGUGUCCUGUGCAGUAAAUCUUUUCGACAGUCAACUCACUUAAAAAUCCACCAACUCACGCAUUCUGAAGAAAGACCUUUUCAAUGCUGUUUUUGUCAAAAAGGAUUUAAGAUUCAAAGCAAACUUCUGAAGCAUAAACAGAUCCAUACCAGGAAUAAGACUUUUCAGACUCUUUCAUUGAAGGUGAAGAGUCCAGAAUCAUGCCCCCUGCCUAAUAAAUUAAAUGCAAAGCAGGAUGGCUUUGAAAAUGGUGAUAUAGGUGAACCCGAGGAGAAUAAUCAUCUUGAUGUCCACUCCAUUUAUAUUGUCCCUUUUCAAUGUCCAGAGUGUGAAGAAUGUUUUGAAUCAGAGCAGAUUCUCAAUGGACACAAGUGUUUUCCUGCCAAAGGUGGCAAAAUUCCAAGCAGGCUCAAAAGAAGCUACAACUAUAAAACCAUUGUUAAAAAAAUCUUGGCUAAGCUUAAACGUGCUGGGUGUAAGAAAUUAGACAAUUUUCGAUCAGAGAAAAAAGUAUUUAGAAACGGUUUCUUGAAAAAUUGUGAUCUUAUUUCAGACGAGCAGAGCCCUGAACAAACCCAGAGAACAUUUAUGGGUUCUCUGGGCAAACAUGGAACAUAUAAGACAGUUGGCAAUAAAAAGAAGAAAACAUUGACUUUGCCAUUUUCUUGGCAAAAGCACUUCCAGAGCCAAAAUAUGGGAAAGAAUUUAAAAGGUAUCUUUACGCCAGAGAACAUGUUAACUAUGGAUAAUUCCAUGAAUAAUAAAGACAUAUCUGUCUAUGGAUCAUCAGGUGAGGAAUUUUUUGAUAACUGUGAAGUGCUUCAGUGUGGUUUUUCAGUUCCAAGUGAAAACAUACAUACUGGACAUAAGAUGUGUCCCUGUGACAAAUGUGAGAAAGUGUUUCCUUCUGUAUCUAAACUACAAAGACACUAUUUAAUUCAUACUGGACAGAGGCCUUUUGGCUGUACUGUUUGUGGGAAAUCUUUUAGACAGUCAGCUCACUUGAAAAGACAUAAAUUAACUCAUAGUGAUAAGAUUCCAUAUAGAAAAUCUCUUUGCCAAGUAGAAUUUGAAAAUUUGAACAAACUUUUCAUUCAUCAGGGUGAUAAUGUUAAUUAUAAUGCUUCCCAACCAUGUCUGACUCCUGGUUUUCAAAAAUAUGAGGUUUCAGAGUCAGAUCAAAUACCAGAAAUCAAAGUUAAGGCAGAAUCAGAGGAUUUCAUUCUUGGUACCCCCUAUAGAAACAGGCAGCCCUAUCUCUCUAGCGCGCUUCUGGAAUCAGAGCAGGGCCAUCACAGUCAUUGUUGUAGUUAUUCAGGGCAUGCCAAGAGGAAUGAUGGUCUUCUUUACCAAUGCAGUGUUUGUUCUAAAAGUUUUAGAUCCCCAUCUAAACUUGAAAGACACUAUCUAAUUCAUGCGGGGCAGAAGCCGUUCGAAUGCUCCGUUUGUGGCAAAACAUUCAGACAGGCUCCUCACUGGAAGAGACACCAACUUACUCACUUUAAGGAAUGACCACAAGAGAAAACGGUGGUCUUAAAUUCAGUUAUGUAACUGACAAAACCACUAACACAUUUGUCGUCACUUGCUGUUUAAGCCUGUAUCACUUAAAAUGUAUUUUUAUCAAAAGACCUACAUUAUAUUGAAUGAUUUCAUAGGCAAUUGCUUGUCCUGCAUAGUAAGAGGUAAGAUACAUAGAAAUUUAAUACAAUGUUUUAGGAACAGCCAAAUUAAUUUUUAGAGGGAGGAACUUGAUUUGAUGCCAUAAAGCAAGCGUUUAUUUUAUUUUAAUAUAUACUUGGCUGUAUUGAAAAUGUUGUGAAUCCAUGAUAUACAAAUCAUUCAGCCUCAUAUUUAAAGGAAUUAUUCCUUAAGACAUGCCAUCUCCUUUUAUAUAUACUCAAAAGACUUGAGAGGCAAAAAUUGGGUUUUGGCCACAGUGGAUAACCCCACUUUAUUUCAUGUAUUUUAUACCUAUAGCUGAAAUUCCAUCGCAAAAUUUUUCUUAUAAUUUAAAAAAUGUAAAGGCAAUAGAAGUGAAAAUGGGUGAGGAAAUAACAGCAUUAUUUCCAUUGGUCUUUUCCAAGCUAUUUACUCUUAGGACUCUGGCAGCAGCACCUCCUAUUCUACAGGUGAUUUGAAUUGUUUUCUUGCCCAGCCUGCUGUUAUCUUUCCCUCCAAAGUUUGAAGUAGGAGAGAGGCUAGGAUGCACCUCUAUACAUUUACCAUGUUUACUUAUUGGAAAUAUUGUCCAAGUGCCAUGAUCUGUUUGAUGAUGUGUAUGCAGUGUUAUCUUUUCAGAGGAAUAAAUGCAAUUCAACUACUUGCUUAUUAGUGUUUGAUAGCAGUAGUUGUAGACUUAAGACUCAUCAGUAGUUCUACAUCUCCACAAGACUUUUACAUUUACUUUAGUAAAACUUUCUUUUAAUAUCUCUUUGAGUGGUCCUAUGACUUAACAAUCUAUUCUGUUUAAGUUUGAUCAAAUGGCAUUGACUGUCUAGUUCUAGUUUUUAUUCCUCUGUUUUUUGCAAGACUCUAACGUUAAAGAAUGUUAUUUUGAUCAUUAGUAAAUUGUCAAUUUAGUUAGUAAGGUUGGAAUAAGAUGCUUAUAGAAUUGAGGGUAUCAUUCUAAAUGGUACUGUCAUAAUUUGGGAAAUAUUUAAAUCUUCAACUGUAAAAGAUGUAAUCAUAAAUUGUCCUGCAUAUUUGCCAGUUUUAAUAAAACAUCUUUAAGAAUGACAUAUCCUAGGAAUAAGAGAAAAUAAUCUUUUUCUUUCUAAGGUGAAAGAAACAAGUGGGCAUUUAUCCUAGCACAGUUAGAUAUACAUAAUGACAAGCCCUCUAUUGAGAAUGAAUAAAUGUACAAUUUUAAGUUUUGCAUCGUAAUCUAAAAACAGUCUGUGCUGGGGGAAGGAGGGAGAUGUUCAUCUGCUUCUUUUACAAGUGAAUUUUGAUAAACUUGGGUUUAAUUUAUAGAGAUUAAACAUAACAUUACCGAUAAAAUCCCAACGAUAUACAAAUGUGCAGGAGAAUCAUAUGUUUUAAAGAAUAAUUUAUUUUAGAUUUCCUUGAGAUAUAUUCCUCCAGUGCAAGCAAGAUGAUGGUUUACAAAAUUUGCUUUCCACAGAACUUUUCAAGAACACAUCUAUUACGUAAAAACAAGGAAUAACAAGUUCAUAUUUUUCAAGAAUAAAGAUUCAAGGUUUUUUUCUGUAAUAUUUCUAAAAUUAUGUAUUUGAGGAUUUUCCUAAACUAUUCAUGUAAUUUUAUUUGAAGUAAGUGUCUCACAUACUCCUUUCCCAACCCAAACAGGGAAAAUCCUAACAGUGUUGUAGUUGUAUGACUAUUAGACUUUAUUUGCCUAAGUGAUAACUACUAUAAUUUUUUUUUGGCCCAUGCCUUUUUAAGCUGUUUCAUAUUGAAAGUUGGCAUAUUGUAAAAAUUUUGUCAAAGAUAUACUGUAGUGCUAUUUGAAGUACCUGUAACAAAAUACUUAUUUACUUUUAUCAUCACUGUAAGCUUCUUGUGGAAACUUUAUAGGAAUGAAAAUAAACUGCAUACAUCCAUGAUAAGAAGAUUGAACAUUAGAUGUUAAACGAUGGUUUGCUGCAUGCUAGAACUGUUAUUAUUGUUGAAUCAAUUACUUUGGUUUUCUGAAAAAAUAAACUUCUAAAUAUCUUUAAAGCAAAGUAGAGGAAUUUUUCGUUUGAGCAGUUCCAGGCUGUAGCAUGAUUAUUUACUGAAGUAGUUUGAUUGAUGGAGUUAGUGGAAUUACUGUUUCUUGUUUUCACUGCAAUAGGGCCUAUACUUUUAGGACAAAAUGUAUGUUGAAGGAAAGAAGAUGGUGGUAAAGAUUCUUGGAAAAUUCAAAUUUCAGAGUAUUUUGAAAAUAAAGUUUCAAAUUACA